AUGGUCCCCGUCCCCCAGGAAGAGCUCCCCGUCCUCGAGGCCCUCAUCAACAUCCGAAACAGGCUCACCGCCCUCAAGAAGGCAACUCACCCCCUCCAGGACACAACCCGCUUCAUCCGCGCCCCCGAUGUCAUGCCCAUAUACAACUCCACCGUCAAGCAGAUCACCCGCCUAGUCAAUGUCAGAGACGAGCAAUCCCAGUCGCAUCCGAAUCUCAAUUCGGGAUCGUCCAAUUCGGCGAAACCACCACUACCUGAGCCCAACAGGGUGGAUCAGCUCUUGGCAGAUGUCUUCCAGCUGUUGAGUCUGUUUUUUUUGACGAUAGGAAAGAGCCGGGAGACACCCGCUACGUACUGUCAGAUCGCUUCUAUGCGCCAAAUCCUUUCACAUAUGAACGAAAGUGGAGCGUACACUGAGCAAUUCCUCAUACCUUUCAGAGAGAGACUGGAUCAGUUGAAGCAGGUCAUCAAGCAGGAUUCGACGGAAGGCAAACACCCAGAGGCGGUGGUUCGGCUGAUGCUUUCAAAGCUUGAAGGUGUCGAGCGCCAACUCGAUGAACUCUUCCAGUCCCUCACCGUCCUCUCCAUCGAACUCGUCCCCAUCCACCAACGCCUCGUCGCUCUCCGAAAACAGCUCUCCGCCCUUGCCGCCGAGCCAAAGCCCAGCAAGGCAGAGUACAAGGCCGUUCUUGAAGAGCUGAGGAAGAUUGAUGGGAAGCGGGUGGAUGGAAAAUUCUUGGGUCCGGGAGGGUCGAGUGUGCCGGAAGGCCAGGCGCUGCUGAGUGGAUUGUUGGAGACGUGCUUUGAGAUUACGCAGGAUAUCAAGGCCAGGGAUGCGGAGGAGGAUGUCAGUCCGGUGUUGAAGCCGAUCUACGACAGGUUACUGGAGAUGAAGAAUGCGUUGGAUCAGAUGACUUUGACACACCGGUGGACACUUCGUGAAACCGACCUGUACAAUUACGCCAUGUCGUUGCGCGAGAUUGACUCUAUGCGGGUCGAUGGAAAGUUUGUGGAUGCCGAUGGCAACAAAGCUGGAGGACAAUACGCCUUGAUGUUCCUGUUGCGACGUUGUUAUGGUUUGAUCUACCGACUGAUGUCUGAGUCUGAGCCCAUAUCCGAGGAACUUUUACCGAUUGCCAACAAACUUUCGACAAUCAAAAAAUGCUUGAAUGAAGUUUUAAAGUACGGUGGCCCUUACACUCCCCGCGACCUCUAUCCUUAUCACCUUGCCUUGCACCAAAUCGAUACUCUCCGCAAAGACGGCAAGUUUUACGCCGACGAUGGAAGUAUACCCGAGGGGCAGGCCAUCUUGGUCGCGCAGCUGAGCGAGGCGCAUGAGUUGUUGGAGAUGUUGAAGGAGAGCAUGAGCGAUGAGGAAGACGACGAUGACGAGUAG
Messenger RNA from Cryptococcus wingfieldii CBS 7118, 1395 nucleotides. RefSeq lists its product as hypothetical. The record is from RefSeq and is a predicted model, not a curated record. NCBI's taxonomy places the organism in Eukaryota, Fungi, Basidiomycota, Tremellomycetes, Tremellales, Cryptococcaceae. Bases 1 to 1395 code for a protein of 464 amino acids. Gene Ontology annotation, cellular component: cytoplasm; nucleus. The transcript is spliced from 7 exons.